AUGGUCGCUUCCAUCCAAGCCGUACUUCUUGCCUCUCUGUUGUUUGUCGCAGUCUUCGCUCAGUCCUUCGAUGACCUCAGGUUUGUGGUGUAUAACAAAUUCCAUGACUUGCUACUCUCAACAUUCAACCUGGGCCAGAAGUUCAAUUCAAUUCCUCUUGUUUUAUUCACGAUUUCAGUGCUGAAAAAAGAGCCAUGCGUAACGCUUUAGUGCGUUUUGGGCGAGCAGGAGGCGGUAUGAGAAAUGCGCUAGUAAGGUGAGUAACAACUUCAUUUUUUGGUUUUUAAAAUAUCCUUUUCAGAUUUGGAAAACGGUCGGCGAUAGAAGAGGAAGACUACGACUCGAGCGUUCAAGACAAACGUAACGGUGCCCCGCAGCCUUUUGGUAGGUCUAAUUACGUAACGUUUCUAGUUUGUCCAAUGUUCCUUGCCUAACACGUAUCUGCUCCAAUUUGAGAGCGGAUUAUGCCUGGCUUAUGUGUUUUGUGAGCUUUUGUGUCGUCUUCAGUUCGGUUUGGCCGCUCCGGACGUUUGGACCACAUCCACGACAUUUUGUCAACGCUGCAGAAGCUGCAGUACGCCAACAGCAAGUAGAGUCUCUGAUGCGGAUUCUGCAGCAGCCUCAGCUUCAGACGACCAACUGACCUUGAUCUUCUCAUCCUCUAG
This is a messenger RNA of Caenorhabditis auriculariae, 665 nucleotides long. The record is from the annotation of a GenBank genome assembly. Lineage: Eukaryota; Metazoa; Nematoda; Chromadorea; Rhabditida; Rhabditidae.